Molecule: messenger RNA, 1605 nt
Organism: Emiliania huxleyi CCMP1516
Lineage: Eukaryota; Haptophyta; Isochrysidales; Noelaerhabdaceae
Exons: 1
Coding region: 1-1605 (534 amino acids)
Biological process (GO): purine nucleobase catabolic process; allantoin catabolic process
Cellular component (GO): cytoplasm
Molecular function (GO): zinc ion binding; cobalt ion binding; allantoinase activity
Source: RefSeq, a predicted model, not a curated record
AUGCCAGAGAGGCUCGCUCGCUGGACGGCUGUCGCCUGCGCCUUACACGCGUUCGGGCUCUACGCGCUCAUCUUUGCCCUCCUCGUCCUCCGGCCUGCGCAGCCGCUCGCCGACCUCCAGCCGCACGCCCCGCCGGCAGGAACCUCGGUGGCGUGCGCCGUCACAGCCUCCGUGCUGUACUCCGACCGUGUCGUGCUGCCGUCCGGGGUGGCGCCGGCGCUCGUGCACGUCGACGAUGGUGGGGCCAUCAUGCAUGUCGAACAGGCUGCGCCUGAGGCCGCCGCCGCCUACGCUCGUGCGCGAGGCCUCCGCUUUGAGGACUUUCGCGGAGAGGCAAUCUCGCCCGGCCUCAUCGACGUACAUGUGCACGUAUCCGCCGUGGGAGGCCGCGGCUGGGAGGGCUACGCCACCGCGACGAAAGCCGCCGCUGCCGGCGGCAUUACAACCAUUGUCGGGAUGCCGCUCAACUCCUUGCCGCCGACCGUUAGCGUGGAUGCUCUCGAGGCGGAGGUGGCAAAGGCCGCCGCCGAGGGGCUGCACUGCGACGUUGGGCUGUGGGGCGGCGUCGUGCCCUCGAGUCUGGGCAGCCUCCAGCCGCUGCUCGCCGACGAGCGCGUCCUCGGGCUCAAGGCGUUCCUCUCGCCGCUCCCUCGCUCCGCGGGCUACGAGGCGGUUCACCCAGACGAGUUGCGGACAGCAGCGAAGGCGGCGGUGAGCGCGGCGGUGCCCCUCCUCGUCCACUGCGAACUGAUGACCACCGCGGAGAUGGAGGCGCUGCAGCCCGACAUCACGGCCGACCCCAACGCCUCUCGCCGCUUCGCCACCUUCCUCGCGACUCGCCCGCCCCUGUUCGAGCGGCGAGCCAUCGAGGCGCUCGUCGGCCUCGUGGAAGAGAUCCCUUCAUUGCGAGCCCACGUGGUCCACCUGUCGGACGCCGGAUCGCUGCCUCUGCUGCGGCAGGCCAAGCGGGCGAGUGGCGGACGGCUGUCGGUGGAGACGUGCCCGCACUACCUCGUGUUCAGCGCGGAGGAGGUCCCGGACGGCGAGACGCGCCUCAAGUGCCUCCCGCCGAUCCGCGGCGCGGCCAACCGGGAGGGGCUGUGGGAGGGGCUCUCCGACGGCACAGUCGACCUCAUCGCGAGCGACCACUCGCCCUGCGCCCCCGAGCUGCGCGCGCUCUCCUCGGGCGACUUUCUCACCGCGUGGGCGGGCAUCUCGGGGCUGCAGUCCUCGCUGCAGGCGACGUGGACGGCCGCGGCGUCUCGGGGCUGGUCGCUGACCAACCUGUCCCACUGGUGGUCGGAGGGGCCUGCGACCCUCGCGGGGCUCACUGCGCGCAAGGGGCGCAUUGCGGCGGGGAUGGACGCCGACCUGGUCGUCUGGUCGCCUGAGGCGCCGGGCGUCUCGGACAGGCUGUACACGCGCCACGCCGGGAGCCCCUACGCGGGCAGGAGCGGGUUGCUUGGCCGGGUGCGGCUCACGCUCGUGCGGGGGCGGCGCGCCUUUUCCGCCGACCCCGAGAGCAUCGAGGGACCGUCCCACGGACCGGCGUGCGGCAUGCUCCUCAGGCGUGAGACUGAGAGGGCGAUAGAGGCUGACAGCUGA